This is a messenger RNA of Exophiala viscosa, 1223 nucleotides long. RefSeq lists its product as uncharacterized. The transcript has 2 exons. The coding region runs from base 176 to 1024 and encodes 282 amino acids. Lineage: Eukaryota; Fungi; Ascomycota; Eurotiomycetes; Chaetothyriales; Herpotrichiellaceae. The record is from RefSeq and is a predicted model, not a curated record.
AGAGGGGUGUGGGUAGAGCGAAACGAGCGCUUUGCCUUCAGCCUCGAAGUCAAGGAGAGAGAUGAAUAAUGCGGGUUGUGGUUGAAGGAGAUAUGGAGUACCGAAGCGCCCAAGCGGCUUAUUAGUAGUGAUAAUUGAAGAUUGAUGGACGAAGAGUGCGCUAGUGCAGGGCGGCAUGUCGACUAACUUAGUGACCUACCUUACCUGUAGGUACCUGCGGGGGAAGAAGGAGGACCUCUCACAAAGAAUGACAUCGCCAAAGUCCCGGCUGCGACUUCCACCCUUCUGGAGCUGUUCAAAUCAAUUUCUCGACGACCUUGAUCAGUUUCACAACAUCAGACCCAGAUCAUACCACUCGCCUUUCCUCGCGAAACCUCAUUUCCAGCCACUCGGGCCUUUCUCCCACCAUGACCAAGUCGCAGCAAUGACAACCGAUCCAAACUGGCCGCCGCAAUGGCUCACUGUCACGAUCGUAGUGCUGUAUUAUGUGGUUUAUCCAGUGUAUCUUGUUCUCAAGGUGCUAUGGUACAUUCUUCUACUUCUUUCCAGUCCCUUUAUAUACAUAGGGCACGCUACAUUCAAUCUGUCCAUGAUCCCAUGGCGCAUAUUUGCCCGUUUUGAGCCGAUCUGGUAUUUUAUUGGUACCGCAGUCAUCCUUGGUGUGCUGCUCGGUCUUACCCUCCAUUUCGCCAUGCGCGCCUUCGUCGUCGUUCUAAACCUCGACCACAAGCCUGCGCAGAAGCCUAUCCCGGCCAGAGGACAUGAUGCCGUAUCCUACAGAAAGGCACGGGAAGCAAAGAAGCAGAAACAAAUGGAUGAGCAAGAAAGGCUCAACGCUCAGGCUCAAUUGAUCGCAUCGCAGCCGUUAAUUCAGGAGGCGGUGCGAGAAGCAAGGAAGAUGCCACUCUCUGGUGCGCCUGUCAGUCCGUUGAGCCCCAAUGUCUCUGGUGCCAGGACGCCCGGCCUGCUGCAGCAGACGAUCCUUGAACAUAGUGAUGAAGACGAUGAUUCCUCGGUCUUUUGACAAACUAAAGCCGGGUUCACCGCAAGCCAGCUUUGACGAGAGCUUGUUGGAACAUGUCCUUGCACUUGACUCGGCUGCUCAGUCUUGCACAUAAGAGGAAUGCGCCACUCAGUUUGCGAUGUAGACUGUAUGUCUCCUCUGGCGGUGGAGCAAGCCGUUCUUUCAGCAUCACUGGUAUCAGACCACGCACACGAUCAGU